UUUCUCUGCCACUAUGCUGUGUUCCCGGGUGUGCUGGCAGCUGCUCCUUGGGUGGGCUCUGCUACUGUGCCAGCCGGUCUUUGGAGAUGCAGAGUUAGGUUCCUCAGAAGAGCGCUCUUCACAAGAGCUGGAGGAGCCAGUGUCAGAAGAACCAGAGCCGCUGGUACCAGAAGAACCAGAGGAGCUGGUGCCAGAACCAGACGAUUCAGAAGAACAGGAGCCAUUUUGGAAAGAGCCAGAGGGGAAGAAGCCCCCAUCAGAUGAAGAACUGGAGGAAAGGGAGAGAGAAGAAAGAGAAUGGUUAGAGCAUGAGAAGCAGAAACCCUGUGGUUCUUGGCUCAAACAUCUGCAGGACAUUGCAGUAGGCCGCAUUAAUAAGAGGGAAAAUUAUUACUACAAGCCAAAUGGGGAAGCAAAUAUAGUAACUAAGAAAGCCAUCGGGACAAUGGUAUACCUCAAGAUGAUAUUGUCAAAAACCAACUGCACAACAAACCAGCUACGGAAAGAGUCACUUUUUGACAGCUAUUACCUGCGUUAUCAUUAUCAUCGUCACCAUUCAGAAAACUGUGAGACGCUGAAUGGUUCCGAAAAGGAAUGCACCUUCAAAUUUUUUACUGAUGAAAGAGGAAGCAACUACGGUCUCAUCAUCUCUCAAAAAUGCAAGCCAAUUCAUCUGGAUGAGGAGAGAAGCCAACCCCCCCUCUUUGGAUUGUGAUGGCCAGUGGUUAGGGAAGAGGAAAGCAGGGUAGAAAAAUGUCCACUUGGUGUGCCCUCUUCCUUCCACCACUCUGAUGCAACAUGUUAGAUGCAUAUCUGAAAACUGUCCUAUUGGGAAUGCCCUCUUUCUUAGCCCACAAGCUCUAGCUGAUUUCAUACCCAUUCCAUUUCUUGAGCCACAUCUACUUGCUUUGAAAUAGAAAAAUAAAAGUAACUUGCUGAAGCAA
Sphaerodactylus townsendi is the source of this 944-nucleotide messenger RNA. RefSeq lists its product as uncharacterized. The coding region runs from base 14 to 715 and encodes 233 amino acids. Lineage: Eukaryota; Metazoa; Chordata; Lepidosauria; Squamata; Sphaerodactylidae. The transcript is spliced from 3 exons. The record is from RefSeq and is a predicted model, not a curated record.